CUUGCAUCGAGCCACAGCCUGUUACACUGCUGGCUGCUUUAAAGUGAUUUAAAGUUGAGUGGAUUCUCCAACAGGGACUAUUGUUAACCACUGCCAAGAUGACAUUACAAUUUAAAGAUGCCUUUUGGGGAGUGGACUUCAUCAGUAAUAUUGGGUUUGAGACUAUCAGUCAGAGACUUAAUGAUGGUCGACGGACAUGCAAAGACAUGGAGGAGCUCCUGAAAAUGAGGGCAUCAGCAGAGGAGAAAUAUGGCAAGGAACUGGUCACAAUCGCCCGCAAGGCUGGCGGUUUAUAUGAGAUCUGCACUUUGAAAUCAUCUUUUGAUGAAAUGAAAACACAAAUUGAAAACGUAGGAAACUUGCACAUUCAGCUUUCUGGAUUCCUCAAGGAAGAAGUGAAGAGAAUGGAGCAGUUCAGAGAGCGACAGAAAGAACAGAGAAAAAAGUUUGAAGUUAUCAUGGAGAAGGUCCAGAAGAUAAAAGUCUCCCUCUACAAGAAAACAAUAGAAUCUAAAAGAUCCUAUGAGCAGCGCUGCAGGGAGGCAGAUGAGGCAGAACAAAGCGCUGAGAAGAUGGGCAAUUCUCCCACAGCCACUCCCAAACAGAUCGAGAAGAUGAACACCAAAUCCAAACAGUGCAGAGAAGCUGCAGAGGAGGCUGAGAAACAGUACAUGUCAAACAUUGAACAACUUGACACAACUCGUCAAGAGUGGGAAUCAACACACAUCAACACAUGUGAGAUAUUUCAGCAGCAGGAAGAAGACCGCAUCAGCAUACUAAGGGAUGCUUUGUGGGUGCACUGUAACCAUUUGUCUAUGCAGAGUGUGAAAGAUGAUGAGUGUUACGAGGAUGUGAGAAAAACACUGGAAAAGUGUGACAUCAUCGCAGACAACAACUGCUUUGUGGAGAUGAAAAGGACUGGCUUGACCCCCUCAGCUCCAGUUGAAUACCAAAAUUACUAUCAGAAGAAUGCUACGGAGGACAGAAAUGGAAGUGCUGGAUUCGUAGGGGGAGUCAUGAAAAAGUUUUCAAGUCUUCUGCAAGGGAACUGUUCCAGUGGCUCCAAACUGAGCAUUAAUGAACAAGUUACACAACCUACUGCAGCAACAUCGGAAGGAGUUUAUGCUUCAAUUCCUGUAUGUCAGGGGUCACAGCUGAGCAGCGAGGGGUACCAGGUCGUGUAUGACUAUGUGGCACAGGGGGACGAUGAGCUCUCUGUGUCAGUCGGGGACGUUGUGGUUGUCAUAGAUCAAGGUGAGGAUGGCUGGUGGACGGUGAAAAGAAAUGGCCUUACUGGAUUGGUCCCAGGAUCUUACCUUGCCAAAUAAUGAGUCAGCCAUAGUCAUGUAAUAUUUUGUAAAUGCUUUGUCAUUUAAAAUUGACUCAUAAUUAGAUUAGAUUUUAAUUGUUUUUAUACUUGUUUUGCUACAAAACCUCAUUCUGUUAGAAUAAUUUGAAAGACACUUUUAUCACAUAAUAAUCCUACAGAUAGAGUCUGUCACAUAGGCUACAGUAGCAUAAGACUGUUGAAUAAAUUAUUUAUUGCUAUGGCACAUAUUCAUAUUGCUUUGCCCUUACUGCUGGUGUGUUGAGUCCUCCUCAUACUCAUGACAGCUGGGAGAUUAAGUGAUCUGUUGCACAAGACCACUGCACUAAGUUUAUUAAUAUACUGUUGUAUUGUUUUAUAUCUGCGGUCCUAAAUGUUGUGCAGAACAUUUGAUUUCUGUUGUUGGCCCGUUUAUAAGUUUUAUGUAUGGUUAUUGUUUCUAUUCUGAAUGCUAAAAAUAAUAAUUAUAUGUGCAUUUAUUUGUUAUUUAUUCAACAUGACAGAAAAAUGUGUUUUGUUUUUGAAACGUUGUUUUCAGCCACCGCUAAUUAAGAAAACUAUUUGGCAUUAUUGCUUUAUUUUUUCUCGCUAUUCUUAAUUUGGAUUACAAAAGGACCAGACCAGAACAAUCCAACAAAGCAGCUGUAAUACAACUGGGCACUAUUCUUGGGUCAUGUUGCUAAGCAAUCUGCUCUCUCUGGUUCAUUGCCUACCCCCUAACCAAAGCUGAGUCUAUUAACUACCAUAAGUGUCCACAAUGCAUGUUUGGUGGUCACAAGAUGUUCCAGAAGCAGAUACAACUACAUCUAGUGAUUAUUCUAAGAGCUAUUUAAUAUGCAUACAUGUGUUAUGAGUCAAUGGGAACCUAGAACCUAGUUUGAAGACAUAAAGCUACAAAGCAAAAAAUAUUAAACCUCCUGGACCUGUUACACCCCUCCCUCAUGGUAAACACCUGAACUUUGA
Molecule: messenger RNA, 2290 nt
Organism: Perca fluviatilis (European perch)
Lineage: Eukaryota; Metazoa; Chordata; Actinopteri; Perciformes; Percidae
Gene: pstpip1a
Product: proline-serine-threonine phosphatase interacting protein 1a
Exons: 15
Coding region: 99-1328 (409 amino acids)
Biological process (GO): actin filament polymerization
Cellular component (GO): actin filament; plasma membrane; cytoplasm
Molecular function (GO): actin filament binding
Source: RefSeq, a predicted model, not a curated record